Arabidopsis lyrata subsp. lyrata is the source of this 1581-nucleotide messenger RNA. RefSeq names its product basic leucine zipper 2. The record is from RefSeq and is a predicted model, not a curated record. Gene Ontology annotation, molecular function: DNA-binding transcription factor activity. Gene Ontology annotation, biological process: regulation of DNA-templated transcription. The transcript is spliced from 5 exons. Lineage: Eukaryota; Viridiplantae; Streptophyta; Magnoliopsida; Brassicales; Brassicaceae. Bases 443 to 1354 code for a protein of 303 amino acids.
GUACGGAUGGAGAUUGGUCAGGUCACUGAAGAAGCCUUGUUGCUUGACCCAAAAAUUAAAAAUAAAAAAAGGGGCCCAAAAGAGGCGUCCGUACGCCUCCUUCUCCAGCCAAUUGUGGUUUUUUUUGAUAUUUGUUGCCCUUUCUUUCUUUCUUCCCCAAUUCAAUUCUGCGUUAUACAUUUAUACGCAGCUGCGUGUGAGAGAGAGAGAGAGAGAGAGAUAAAGCAAACAGAAUAAAUUCUUCUCCUUUUUUUUUUUUUUUUUGUUUUGGCAAGUUGCAAACUAGUGAAAGAGAAAGAGAAGGAUGGACUAAUUUCCUUGGCGUUUUAGCUCUCUUUUUUAUCCCGCAUUGUUCCUCUCUGUCACUCUCUAUCUUCGCCGGAGAUACCUGUUUUUCUAUCCCCGGAGGAAAUUCUGUGGAGCAACUCUCAUAGUUUGAAUCAUGUCAAGGCCUGCUCAGCUUCCUCCUCGUUGCCCCAUCCCAAAGAAACUCUCUUUGAGUCCGGUUGCAGAUACAUUCUACUCUUCUUCCUCUCCCAUUGAAUCAUACAUUGGUCAAUACAAGUCUUCUACUCAAGAUUCCAGGCUCGAGGAUCAACCUGCUUGGCUUGAUGAGUUGCUCUGUGAGAAAACAGAUGGGUUGCUCACUGGAGGAGGUCCUUUGCGCCGCUCAGCUAGCGACUCAGUUGUGCUUUUGGGAGACAUCUCUGCUCAUUUUUCUGGUUUUAAUCAAAGUGAAGAUGAAGAAAGUUUGAGUUCUGAAGCUUGUGGGGACUUAGAGUCAGCUUGUGUAUAUGGUCCCAACUCGCCAAGAGCAAAGAAUAACUCUAGCUUCUCUAACAACCCUAUUGCUUCUGCCUUUUCGGAUUAUGGUUCUCAGAACUUGGAUGAUACGGUGAAAGGGAUCAACUGUACACCUGUUGCUGAAAAUGCCUGUGGUUCAAUGGGAAUACCAAAUGCCAAAAGGAACCCGGGACAGCGUUCAAGAGUUCGUAAGCUCCAGUACAUUGCUGAACUUGAGAGGACGGUAGGCAUGUUGCAGACUGUAGAAGAGGAUUUAUCAGUGAGAGUGGCUUCACUUCUUCAGACACGAGCAACACUGUCCCUGGAGAAUAGCCAGUUGAAGCAGCAGAUGGCGAUACUAAAGCAGGACAAGCUCAUAAGAGAAGGUGAGUAUCAGUUACUGAAGAAGGAAGCUCAGAGAUUGAAAUCUGGAUUGGGAUACUUAGGGAGCAAUAACAACAAUAACAGGCUGGUGAGGUCAUAUUCUGCUGGUUCAAAUGUAGCUCCGAGGACAGCUUCGUCCCACUUGGACUGGAAUUUGCUAGAUCUGACCAAACUCAAUCUCAACUAAAGUCUAAAGACAAAACCCUCCAUAAGAAUAAGUAGCUUUAGUAAUUCAGGAGUUAACAAUUCUAUUAUGUUCGAAAAAAAGAACAAAUCUCACGUGUAACAAACCGCCGUCGUUUCGUGUUUUUUUUUUUUUUUGUUUCCGUAAAAUAUGAAAAUGUUAUUUUGACGAUGUAACGCACCUUGGACACGUGUCAGUAAGCAGCAGUAUCAGAUUCCCUCGACUCUAAA